This is a messenger RNA of Salmo salar (Atlantic salmon), 1437 nucleotides long. The record is from RefSeq and is a predicted model, not a curated record. NCBI's taxonomy places the organism in Eukaryota, Metazoa, Chordata, Actinopteri, Salmoniformes, Salmonidae.
AUGAAACACUGCCAGACAGACUCUCACUCUGGAGAGAGACCAGACUCAGAGGAACCAGAGACGUCUGAACCAGCAAGACGACACCACUGCUCCCAGUGUGGAAAAAGUUUUACCCAAUUACGGACACUGAAGGUGCAUGAAAGAAUACACACUGGAGAGAGGCCCUACCAAUGUUCCCAAUGUGGAAAGAGUUUUGCCCUGUUAGAGAGCCUGAAAAUACAUAAUAGAAUACACACAGGAGAGAAGCCUUACCAAUGCUCCCAGUGUGGAAAGAGAUUUUCACAGUUAAGUUGCCUGAAAUCACAUGAGAUAAUACACACAGGAGAUAAGCCUCACAAAUGCACUCUAUGUGGUAAUACUUUUAAGCGUUUAAGUAACUUGAAGGACCAUCAAAGAGUACACACAGGCGAAAAGCCUUACCACUGUUUCCAUUGUGAAGAGAGUUUUAGCUGGUCAAGGCAACUGAAAGCGCAUGAGAGAACACACACCGGAGAGAAGCCCUACCAAUGUUCCCAGUGUGGAAAGAGUUUUACCCAGCUAGGGAGCUUGAAAAUACAUAAUAGAAUACACACAGGAGAAAAGCCUUACCAGUGCUCCCAGUGUGGAAAGAGAUGUAAACGGUUAAGUUGCCUGAAAUCACAUGAGAUAAUACACACAGGAGAUAAGCCUCACAAAUGCCCUCAAUGUGGUAAUACUUUUAAGCGGCGAAGUAACCUGAAGGAACAUGAAAGAGUACACAGAGGGGAAAAGCCUUACCACUGUUUCCAUUGUGAAAAGAAUUUCAGCACAUUAAGGCAACUGAAAGAGCAUGAGAGAACACACACCGGAGAGAAGCCCUACCAAUGUUCCCAGUGUGGAAAGCGUUUUAACCGCUUAAGUAACCUGAAAUCACAUGAGUGGACACACAGGAGGAAAGCCACAUCACUGAUCUGUGUGGAAAUAGUUUAACCUCAUCAGGCUUCCUGAAGAUUCAUGAGCAAAGACAUACACGGGAAAAGCCUUUCUACUGCUCCCAGUGUGGAAUGACAUUUACCUGGUUAAGGCAACUGAAAUCACAUGAAAGAAUCCACACGAGAGAAAUGUUAUGAAGUGUAGAAAUAUAUUUACCCAGUUUAGGCACCUGAAAAACCGAGGUUACACACACGGGGAGAAGCCUUACCCAUGCUCCCAGUGCGGAGAGCGAUAUUUCACAUACUUACAAUUCAUGAUGUAACACACACAUUUCUCCCACACUUGUCUCAUAUUUUUGACUGAAAAUUGGUGUUUUGUCAUUUUGUUAAUGCCCUUAUUUCAUAUGAAAUCAAAUUGGAGAAAACCUACUCAAAAAUACAUUUGUUUUGUUUUUUAAAAUCCAGAGACAUGAAAUGAAUAUGGUAUGUAGCAGUUUUUAUGUAGAUUAUGUACACACACUGUGAUUAAAUAGUCUUUAUUUUUUUA